Molecule: messenger RNA, 1266 nt
Organism: Galeopterus variegatus (Sunda flying lemur)
Lineage: Eukaryota; Metazoa; Chordata; Mammalia; Dermoptera; Cynocephalidae
Gene: CSTB
Product: cystatin B (stefin B)
Exons: 3
Coding region: 34-330 (98 amino acids)
Cellular component (GO): cytosol
Molecular function (GO): cysteine-type endopeptidase inhibitor activity
Source: RefSeq, a predicted model, not a curated record
UCCACGGCGGCCGGUCCCCGCCGCGCCGCCACGAUGAUGUGCGGGGCGGCCUCCGCCACGCAGCCGGCCACGGCCGAGACCCAGGACAUCGCCGAUCAGGUGAGGGCCCAGCUUGAAGAGAAGGAAAAGAAGAAGUUUCCCAUUUUUAAGGCCGUGUCCUUCAAGAGCCAGGUGGUGGCAGGGAUGAACUACUUCAUCAAGGUUCAUGUUGGUGAUGAUGACUUCGUACACCUGCGAGUAUUCAGAAGCCUCCCUCAUGAAAACAAGCCCUUGACCUUGUCUGACUACCAGACCAACAAAGCCAGGCACGACGAGCUGACCUAUUUCUAAUUCCUGAGUUUGAGGAGGGCCCUUCGUCCACAUCACUCACACUUGAUAUGAUUCUCUGUUGUUGUGGGCAUGUAUUCGGGAUCACAGAAUAAACUUAAUCUCCAUGCUGUGCCACUUGGGGGGGAGGGGGCAGUAUUAAAUGGCUUCUCUUGCAUUUCUGUUCCUAAAUUUUAUUGUAUUGAUUUUUUUCUUCCCAAUCAAUGAUCUAAUUACUAUCAAAGAGGGUUAUAUAUUAUCUUUAAAUAUCUAUAUAUAUUUUGAAGUCUUUACAAAUUUCCUCCUUUGUUUUGGAUUUUUUUUUCUUCAUUUGAAACUGUAUUACAACCUAGAUGUGCCAGGAAGGUGAGAGUGACAGGUUGUGGUAUUCUGAUAUUUACACAUUAGAUUUCAUCCCCGGUUCUGGCUCAUAACUCACAUAACACUUGUUCUUUUGUUACAGUGCUGGGACGCUGUAGCCUCAGAAAACAGAGUUCCUUCUCUCUGACGUCUCCUGCCCUCCUUUCACUUGUUCUUUUUUCUCCCCGAGGCAGGAAAUCCUCUGGCCUAAGUUAGCCGAUUGUAGGUCAUAAGACCCCCGUUUCAGGAGGGGCCCUGCCCCAUGCCGGGAGGAAGGAAGGCUGCAGAGAGAGGCUGAGAAGAACCUGAAUAGACAGGCCUCGCUGGGCUUCCCACCCAGGCUGUUAGAUCAGACCCUUCUUGUCCAAAUAUGUUUUUACAUGGUUGUCCAUGCCUCAGUCAUGCCUGCAUAAUGAAGCUUCCACAGAAACCAGGAGCACAGGGUUCAGGGAGCUUCAGAUAGCUGAACACGUGGAGGUUCCUGGAGAGUGGUGCCCUGGGGAGAGCAUGGAAGCUCCAUGUCCCUCCCCCCAUACCUGCCCUGUGCACCUCUCCAUCUGUAUCUUUGUAAUAUCCUUUACAAUAAACCAGUCAACAUAA